AUGGACACACUCGAAACUGUAAAGAUUGCAGAACAGGAAGCAUUCACCAAAAGUGUCUCACAGCAAAAUCUGUUGCCUGUGGAUGAAGAGGAUUCUGCUCAUGACAAAGCAGUUGACAAGAAAAGAAAGCAAAGGCUCAUCUCUAUUCUUUUUAUAGCUGCCAUAACUACAGUCCUUCUAGUGCUGGCUACAACUAUUCCAUUCUUACUUGCAUCUAAGAGUUCAAACAAUGAGACAUCAGAUGGUGUUGGCACAAGCAAAGCCACUGGAAAUGAAUUGAAGUGUGAACCGUUUCUACAUACUAUGGAAGAUGGUCAUGUGGUUUGUAAUGGAGAGGCUAUCAAUUCAAGCUGCUGGACUGUGUGCAUUCAGGGAUUUGAAAAGGAAAAUGAGACGAUUGGCAGUUUUGAAUGUCAGGAAGGUGGAGAAUGGAGUGCUUGUUUUAGUGGUGAUAUUUGUACCAUAUGCAACAAAGUAAAUGGCUCCUGUGUCCAACAACCAAACAACCUGCAAUCCAUUUGUCUUUGUAACCUGGGUUUUGCUGGUAAUGGUAAAUACUGUGAGGAAGAUUCUGACUUGGACGGUCUCCCUGAUGUCCAGUUACCUUGCCGAUUAAAGGAUUGCAAGAUUGACAACUGUCCUUUCAUUCCCAACAGUGGACAAGAAAACAAUGAUGGAGAUAAUCUUGGUGAUGUUUGUGAUAUUGAUGAUGACAAUGACAACAUCACAGAUACCAAGGAUAACUGUCAGUUUGAGGCCAAUCCAAAUCAAGAAGACAAAGACAGUGAUGGUGUGGGGGAUACAUGUGACAACUGCAUUCAUAUUCCCAAUCUAGACCAGACAGACAGUGAUGGAGAUGGAACUGGUGAUGCUUGUGAAAGCAGUGAUUUAGACAAUGAUGGUGUAGAAGAUGGGGACAACUGCCCUCUUGUGCCAAACCCAAACCAGGGAGACAAUGAUACAGAUACUGUGGGUGAUGCAUGCGAUAACUGCAUCAAUGUGUACAAUAUUUAUCAGACUGACACUGAUGAGAAUCUGAUUGGUGAUGCAUGUGAGGACAAGUCAGAUGCAGAUCAAGAUGGCAUAAGUGAUAGUGUGGACAACUGUAAAGACAUUCCCAAUGGGGAUCAGCUUGAUAGUGACAGUGAUGAACUUGGAGAUGAAUGUGAUAAGGAUAAAGAUGGGGAUGGUGUUUUGAAUAUAAAUGACAACUGCCCUCUCAUGCCUAAUAAAGAUCAGGCUGACAGUGAUGGUGACAAUAUUGGUGAUGUAUGUGUUCUUGACACGGAUGGCGACUCUAUUCCUGAUAGCCAGGAUGAUUAUCCAGUCAACAAGUUUUUAAACAAGACAGACUUCAGUUUGUAUCAGGAAGUGAAUUUAGAUGGUGUGGGAAAAGUUCAGAAACCUCCAAAGUGGAUGGUUUAUGACAAUGGACGAGAAAUCGUUCAAACUGUUAAUGGGAAUCCUGGCAUUUUGAUAAGUUUCACAAGAUUUGGACAUGUAGAUUACAGUGGAACUUUUUUCAUAUCUGACAAGGAUGAUGAUGACAUUGCUGGCUUAGUGUUUGGCUAUCAAAGUAAUAGGCAUUUCUAUGUAUGCUCUUGGAAGAGAAAGACCCAAUCCUACAAUUUACAAGCAAAUUUGACAUAUCCAAGAUCUGUUGCAAGAAGAGGCAUUAAUCUUAUGGUGGUUGACUCUAGUACAGGACCUGGUGAGAACCUUCGUGAUGCUUUGUGGGAGACUGGGAACACUAUGAAUCAAACUCACCUUCUGUGGCAUGACGAUGGUCCACAGUGGAUUGCAGGAGUGGCAUAUCAUUGGAGACUACUGCAUGACCCAGACUCUGGAAGAAUCCGUGUGCGUUGGUACAGGGGAGGAAAGCUGUUAUCAGACUCAGGGAACAUAAUAAACAAACGUUACCAAGGUGGCCGUCUAGGGAUGUACGUCUUUUCACAAGAAGGAGUGCACUAUUCAAAGUUAUAUGCAGGAUCACCGAAGAUAAGUAACUUUGCCAUGAGCUUCAAUGGCAGUAUUGGUGGUAAUGUAGAUUUAGGAGUGAUCAGUAAUCUACUUGGAGGCUCAAAAUCUGGAAGCAUUACUGUAGCUGCCUGGGUAUGGAUACCAGGUCCAAAUGGAAAGGUCACUUGUGCUCUGCCUCCAAUCAACUUUGGUUCCAGUCACCCUGAUUUGGGGUUUCUUACACAGUCAUCAGAUGAUGAGAGGAACUGGGUAUUAAGAAAAUUAAAAACCCCAACUCCAAAGACUGGUCCUUCUGCUGACCACACAGGCUCAGGGUAUUAUGCUUUUUUGGAGACAUCAGGGAUACCCAUCGGCAGUAGGGCCUCUUUGGAAACCCCCUGGUUUGCUGCAGGUGAUGGGUGUAACACGACUUUUUUCUAUCAUAUGAAUGAUCGCAGUAACAAAACGGAAAUGGGGAGCCUUGCUGUGGAGGUUAAAACAGUGGAUCAGACUUGGUUCAUGGUGUUUAGGAAGGCAGGAGAUCAAGGCAACAUUUGGCAUCGGGGAACCAUUGAUCUUUCAGCAUACAAAGGACUUGUGGCUGUGCGAUUUACCGCAACCAAAGGAAAAUCUUAUAGGAGUGAUGUUGCCUUGGAUGACAUUGUGUUUAGUGCAAAAUGUGGCUCUGCACAGGCCUGUAUCAAUAAUCCAGAUACAAAUCCUAUAUUUGGCUCUAAAGAGGGAAGGUCAGGAGUACAAUUGUCAGUGGGCAACACCGGCAUGUUGGGCAACCUAUCUUUUGCAUACAACACCUGGACACAUGUGGCUUUUCAGUACAACAAUCAAACUAAACAGCAGACUCUUUAUGUGAGUGGCAGAGUGGCCCAACAGAAAAGCAGUGUGUCAUCCCUUUUUGUAUCAACAAACCUCCUCUUGGGACAGAAUGGCUUCAAUCACACGGAAGGGCAGAUGGAUGAGGUCCAGAUUUGGAACACUGCUGUAAAUGUAUCAUCUACUUUUGACAAGUACUUGAAAGGCACUGAAGAAGGACUGGUUAGAUAUUUCAAGUGUAAUGAAGGGGAAGGGAAGCUGUUAAAGGACAGUUCUGCAUCAAAGAAGCAUGUUAUUCUUCAGGGAACAAACUGGCUUUCCUCAUCAUUGGAGCUUAACAAGAACUAGAUGCAGCCACUCUGAAAUAUGUUUGAUACAGGAAAAUUCUAUAAGUUUAAAGGACCUAGGCAGGACUAGACUUGCUUAAGCUAGAAUCACCCCAGCCUGGCUUUCCACAUCAUUGGAGCUUAUCAAGAACCGGUUGUACCCACUGAGAUAUUUUUGACGCACAACAAUUUUGCACAUCACAAAAAUCUUAGGCUGGACUUGAGUUGCUCAAACUAGAAUUUACCUCCCAAGAUGGCUUUCCACAUCAUUGGAGCUCAACAAGAACUACAUGAAGAUGUACAUGUAUCCACUACGAUUUAUUAUUGAUACACAAUUAUUCCAUGAGCUACAAAGAUGUUAAAUAGGACUCGAUAUGCUUAAAACUAGUAAGUUUCAAUCCCUGGGAACAUUUAAGUAAAUAAUAGAACAUACAGACACUAACUAAACAAGUGUCACUACAUAGAUGUACAAUAUUGAAUACAUUUGAUCUAAUGUGAUUCUCUGCUCAUGAUGGGGCCACCAACUUGACCUCAAUCAUUAAUUUAGCAGUACCACCUGUAUUGUAUUUUUUACAGAUAUUAUUCAUAUGCAUUGGCCUCAGUGAAGAGCAGCUUUUGGUUCUUUAGAGUAUACACACAAGACAAGCACCAGUAUCAUACGUACAAAAUAUCACAGAACUGUUACUAAAGCAUGAAAUAAAUGAACACAGGAAUGCAUCUCUGCAUUUCAAAGUUUUUAA
Molecule: messenger RNA, 3856 nt
Organism: Stylophora pistillata
Lineage: Eukaryota; Metazoa; Cnidaria; Anthozoa; Scleractinia; Pocilloporidae
Product: thrombospondin-2
Biological process (GO): cell adhesion
Cellular component (GO): membrane; extracellular region
Molecular function (GO): calcium ion binding
Source: RefSeq, a predicted model, not a curated record